AUGUCGAGCGGCGAAGCAAAGGUUGAAGAAGAGAACUCGAUGGACUAUGAUGACUCUAUAGCUAAUAAUUCUCCAACCAAUUCUAACGCACAAGGAGAAGUAGAAGAUGAAGAAAGCAUGGAUUAUGAGCAAGACCCUCUAGAAAGAAAAUUCGAGCCAGACUCAUUUAAACGAUUUGAGAUGUUGUUGAAAAAAACUGAAAACUUUUCACAUUGUCUAAGUGCUGGUGAUGUAGCAGCGUUCAAAGCCGGAUCUCCUAUUAAAAAGAAAAAGGGCCGUCCUACUAAAGCCGAACUCGAUGGAGAUCAUAGACACAGAAAAACUGAACAGGAAGAAGAUGAAGAGCUGCUUGCUGCAGCUGACAAAGAAGAGAGUAACACUGUCAUAUUUUCUGAAAGUCCUUUCUAUAUCAAGAAUGGUGAAAUGAGAGAUUAUCAGAUUCGUGGUUUGAACUGGCUUGUUUCACUUCAUCAUAAUGGAAUUAACGGUAUUCUUGCAGAUGAAAUGGGUUUGGGUAAAACUCUGCAAACUAUUUCCCUGCUCGGUUAUAUGAAACAUUACCGUAACAUGGGAAGUCCCCAUUUGGUUAUUGUCCCCAAGUCUACAUUGAGCAACUGGAUGAAUGAGAUGGCUAAAUGGUGUCCUUCACUCGUGACUUGCUCUAUCAUCGGAGAUGAGACUGAAAGAAACAAAGUUUUGCGGGAUGUUAUUCUACCCCAAAAGUUCGAUGUGUGCUGCACAACAUAUGAAAUGGUUUUGAAAGUAAGAUCUCAGCUCAAGAAGUUUGUAUGGAAAUACAUCAUCAUUGAUGAGGCUCACAGAAUCAAGAACGAGAAAUCUAAGCUGUCAGAAGUUGUUCGUGAGAUCAAAUCUAAGAAUAGACUUCUUAUUACCGGUACACCACUUCAAAACAAUCUCCAUGAACUAUGGGCUCUUCUCAAUUUCUUGCUCCCUGAUAUGUUUUCUUCUUCGGAAGAUUUCGAUUCAUGGUUUACCGACGGAAGUAUGGCUGGUAAUACCGACAUCAUUCAAAGACUUCAUAAGGUUCUUCAACCUUUCCUUCUUCGUCGUAUCAAAACUGAUGUCGAGAAGUCUCUUUUACCUAAGAAGGAAGUCAAAGUAUAUGUCGGCUUAUCCAAGAUGCAACGUGAAUGGUACACUAAAGUCCUUCUUAAAGACAUUGACGUUAUAAACGGUGCAGGAAAAGUUGAAAAAGCCAGAUUGAUGAAUAUUCUCAUGCAUCUCCGUAAAGCCGCUAACCAUCCUUACCUAUUCGAUGGUGCUGAACCAGGACCACCAUACACUACUGACCAACACUUGGUCGAUAACUGCGGAAAAAUGGUCAUACUUGAUAAGCUUCUCUUCAAGUUGAAACAGCAAGGAUCUCGCGUCCUCAUUUUCUCUCAAUUCUCUCGAAUGCUCGAUUUAUUGGAAGAUUACUGCUGGUGGAAAGGAUAUAAAUACUGUCGUCUUGACGGUAGCACCGCUCAUGCUGAUCGUCAAGAAAUGAUUGACCAGUAUAACGCUCCUGACUCGGAGAAGUUUAUUUUCAUGUUAACCACCAGAGCUGGAGGUUUGGGAAUUAACUUGGCUACUGCUGAUGUUGUAGUCAUUUAUGAUUCCGAUUGGAAUCCACAAAGUGAUCUUCAAGCCCAGGAUCGUGCUCACAGAAUCGGUCAGAAGAAGCAGGUGAAAGUUUUCCGUUUCAUUACUGAAAACACUGUGGAUGAACGCAUUAUUGAAAAGGCUGAAAUGAAACUUCGUCUUGAUAGCGUGGUCAUUCAACAGGGAAGACUGGCAGAAGCUUCGAAAACUCUUGGAAAAGAUGAUAUGAUCAAUAUGAUCAGACACGGAGCUGAACAAGUUUUCGCUUCCAAAGAAUCUACAAUUACUGAUGAGGACAUUGAUUCUAUUCUGGAGAAAGCUGAAAAUAAAACUGCUGAGCUUAAUGCCAAGAUGGAGGAACUCGGAGAGAACAAUCUCCGAAAUUUGACUUUUGACAACAAGGAGUCUGUUUAUAAAUUCGAAGGUAAAGACUGGAGAGGAAAGCAGUCUGAUGGAACGGGUGUUUUCUGGAUUGAGCCUCCUAAACGUGAAAGAAAAGCAAAUUAUCAAGUUGAUGCUUACUUCCGUGAAGCAAUGCGUGUUGGAAAUCCAGUUGAAAAACAGAGCAAAGCUCCAAGACCCAAACAGCCAGCUGUUUUCGAUUUCCAGUUCUAUCCAAAGCGUUUAAUCGAGCUUUUGGAUCGUGAAACAUAUCAUUAUCGUAAAGUUAUAGGCUAUAAGGCUGAAAAACCAAAAGAUUGUACCCCUAAAGAGGCUGAUAAACGUCAACGAGAAGAGCAAAAGCUCAUUGACAAUGCUGAAGCCCUUACUGACCAAGAGCAAAAUGAGAAGAACGAGCUACUCUCACAAGGGUUAUCUAAUUGGAACAAACGUGAUUUCCAACAUUUCGUUCGUGCCUGUGAAAAGUAUGGAAGACAUGAUAUCGAAAAUAUUGCCAGGGAAAUCGAGACCAAGAAUUUUGAUGAAGUGGAAGCUUAUGUUAAAAUAUUUUGGGAGCGAUUCGACGAGUUGCAUGAAAGCGAGAAAAUCCUCACACAAAUCGAAAAGGGAGAAGCCCGAAUCCAGAGAAGACAGUCUGUGAAAAAAGCAUUAGAUGCGAAAAUAGCCAAGUACAAAGCUCCAUUCCAUCAACUGCGCAUUGCUUAUGGAACAAACAAAGGAAAAACUUAUACUGAAGAAGAGGAUAGGUACCUUGUUUGUGAGCUUCAUAGACUUGGUUUCGAUAAAGAGACAGUUUAUGAGGAGCUAAGACAAUCAGUGCGUAUGGCUCCCCAAUUUAGAUUUGAUUGGUUCAUCAAAAGUAGGACUGCCAUGGAACUCCAAAGAAGAUGCAAUACCUUAAUUGGUCUCAUUGAAAAAGAAAUGGGUGAAGCUGAAGUUAAGCCAAGAACCAAAAAGACGGGCAAGGAUAUUAAGGAAGAGCCGGCUUCUACUCCCACGGUUGCUGCCACAGUAUCCAAAUCUAACUCUGUAAAGAAAUCUGCGAAGAAGAAGUCCAUUUCUUAA
Messenger RNA from Auanema sp. JU1783, 3072 nucleotides. NCBI's taxonomy places the organism in Eukaryota, Metazoa, Nematoda, Chromadorea, Rhabditida, Rhabditidae. The record is from the annotation of a GenBank genome assembly.